Molecule: messenger RNA, 2463 nt
Organism: Hylaeus anthracinus
Lineage: Eukaryota; Metazoa; Arthropoda; Insecta; Hymenoptera; Colletidae
Gene: Tmep
Product: transmembrane protein 184B
Exons: 7
Coding region: 450-1709 (419 amino acids)
Biological process (GO): transport
Molecular function (GO): transporter activity
Source: RefSeq, a predicted model, not a curated record
GUGAGAGUAAAACAAAGAGAACCGUAGAGAAGAUUAACGGGUGCGAGGAAGAGGAAUGUAGCCAUAGCGGUGAGACCAGUUAUAUAUUUUUAUUGUCGACUGGCAUAUUUCGCGAGGCUGACCGCAACGAAUGUUUGACACCGAGCAGGGAAUAGAGACGAGAUGCCUGAAAAUGUCGGGUAAAAGUGAAACUCGGUGAUCUAAGCUGAACCGAUCGUCACGACUGUCUGUAAACGGUUGCGUCGGGUUCUGGUUAUUGGAAAGUGGGGAACCUCUGGGAAGCUCGAUCUCGCAGGUGAGCACGUACGGGUACGGAUACGAAGGGAAAAGGAGAACAUACCACACGUACCCACAAGAUACGUCUGCGAAGGAACGCGCGUAUGCUGCGAAAUUGUUUGGAAAAAAUCUGCGAAUGGAGCACGGAUUAAAGUAUAAGUAGUACAGUGGCAAUGCAAUCAUCCACGAUCAUAAGCUCUAUGCUUGACGGUAUGACAUCCACGACUACCGUCGGUGAGGUUACCUCGAAGGAACCAGUGCCAAUAUUCUUGCAAACAAGAGCUGCUCAAGGUAUCGCUGGGGUAUUUGUAUGGGCAGCGCUGUUCUUAACUUGUCAGCAGAUUUAUCAACAUCUAAGGUGGUAUACCAAUCCAACAGAACAAAGAUGGAUAGUGCGGAUUCUCUUCAUAGUCCCAAUUUAUGCGACAUACUCUUGGGUCUCUCUAUUAUUUUUUAACAGUGAAAGUUAUUAUGUUUAUUUCUUCACUGUACGAGACUGUUACGAAGCAUUUGUUAUAUACAACUUUUUGUCCCUAUGCUACGAGUACCUGGGUGGCGAAGGAAAUAUUAUGUCUGAAAUACGUGGUAAACCUAUUCGUUCCAAUUGCCUAUAUGGAACAUGCUGCCUAGUUGGGAAAACGUAUACUAUCGGUUUUCUUAGAUUUUGCAAGCAAGCUACCUUGCAAUUCUGCUUAGUAAAGCCAGUGAUGGCAUUUGUCAUUAUAUUCCUUCAAGCAUUUGGACAUUACAGAGAUGGAGAUUGGUCCCCUGAUGGGGGCUAUAUUUACAUAACUAUAAUUUAUAAUAUCAGCGUAUCUCUUGCCCUUUACGGACUUUUCCUCUUUUACUUUGCUACAAGAGACCUGCUAACACCAUUCGAACCUGUCUUAAAGUUUUGUACUGUUAAAAGUGUCAUCUUUCUCUCAUUUUGGCAAGGAGUUUUACUGGCCAUUCUUGAAAAAGCAAAUGUAAUUUCACCUAUAAGCUUAGGCCAGUCGACCAGCGCAGGCACAGUUUCUGCUGGUUAUCAAAAUUUUUUGAUCUGCAUCGAAAUGUUAUUUGCUGCUAUAGCUCUACGUUACGCGUUUCCCUACCAAGUAUAUUCGGCUGGUUGCGUUACGGAUUCAAGAGGAAGGAGCGUAACGAUGCAAAGCAUCAGUAGUAGUUUAAAGGAAACCAUGAAUCCAAAAGAUAUAAUGACUGAUGCCAUCCACAAUUUUCAUCCACAAUAUCAACAAUAUACUCAAUAUAGUUCUGGAGCUCCAAAGGGACAACGUGGUAUGCGGAUAUCCAGCUUUGAUCCAGACGAUCCACAGAAUAUGCCGGUACCGCCGCCGCAAAGACGACACACUUCUCAUCAACGUGUUGCGACAAUUUCUCAAAAUUAUAACGAGAAAACAAUGCUGUUGAGCAGUGACGAUGAGUUCCAAUAAACGCAAGCAAUGGGGUUACACGUGCAAAAAGAAAAGAAAUGAAAAAGAACACUACUUUAACGUUGAACUUCCGUGAAAUUAUAAAUAUCUGGUCUCAAGGAAACGCUACAUAUACCGUUAAAUUGAUUGUACAUCAUUAGGUAGGAACUUGACUCGCUCACAAAACAAACGGCAGAUAGACAAAAGAAACGAUGUGAUGUAAAAUAAUACGUCACGUAACUGUAAUAGUUCCAUAAUGUUACAUCCAUGUUAAUACAUGUAUUAUGUUACAUCAUGUAAACAUAGCAUAGAAGAUAUUUAUUUUAAUAUGCUGAACAUGUUUAAGGCAGUGUUACCUAUAGAGGUGGUUCUACUACAAUAAUGUAAUUAUCGUUUUAGUUUUUACGGGACGAUAUAAGUUUCUUAAAGGGAGGCAUUGUACAGUACUUAAUAUCUGAAUACUCACAAAUACGUUGCCGUAUUAUUUACUUGUAGCUGAUUGAUAUUUUUACACUUUGAACUAACAUUUUGCGUAUACGUUUUUACACCGACGUUUCUAAUUCGAACAAAGUUAAUGUAAUUUUGCCAAUGGAAAUCGCUUACUUUAUGAAAUACACCGAGAAAAGGUAAUUCUAAUUCUUGCACGUGUCCGGGAAAUAUAUAUAUAACUGAGCCACAAAAAUCUUUGCGUCCUAGAUUAAAGAACUAAUAAGUGUAUAUAUCGUUAAAAUAGAAUGUAUUUAAUAAUGCAAAAAAUUAAAAAACUUUCCUUCGA